CAAGAAAAUGUUCGACAAGUCAUCCUGGCACUAGAAAAUAUGGCACUAAAUCUAAUUACACCAAUUCUACACUUAUUUUUUCAAAAUCUAGAGAAGGAAUUAAAUGGAGUAACGCCAGAUAACAUUUACAAUAUGGAUGAAACAGGGUUUCAUGAUGACCCUGGAAAAAAAAAACUUAUUUUUCGUCGAUCAUCUCGCCAUCCAGAACUUAUAAGAAACACAACAAAAACUUGUUACACUGUUGUUUUUUGUGGAAAUGCCUCAGGAAAACUAAUUCCACCAUUUUUCAUUUUUAAAGGAAAACACAGUUGGUCUGACUGGCUUUUCAAUGCACCAGAAGGAUCAAGAAUGGCAACUUCUUGCAGUGAUAUAACAUUUAUAUGUUUGGUACCCAAUUCCACACACCUUUUACAACCUUUAGAUGUUGGAUAUUUCUCGAGUUUAAAAGCUAAUUGGAGGUCAGUUCUUAAUCAAUGGCGUAAAACAUCCAGAGGAAAAAAGGUUAAUAAUCUGCCAAAAAAUUUAUUUACGCAGCUCAUUAAAUCUACUCUUAAUGUUGGUAAAGAAAAUCUAGAACAUAAUCUCCAAGCAGGAUUUAAGGCUACUGGCAUAUAUCCAUUUUUACCAGAACAUGUUCUCUCCAAAUUACCCAGUUUUACAAAUAUAGAUAUUCAACUCAAUAUUGGAGAAUCGUUUAGGAAUUAUGUUGAUGAUAUUCAUCUUAAUUAUGAAGUAAGCAAAAAAUUUAAGUUACCAAUAACAGCAGCGAAAAGUGUAUCAGCCACUGAGGUAGAAGCAUACUAUAAGGAAAGAGACAAUAAAAAAAAAAGUCAAGAUAAUAUUCGAGCAAAGAAAAGAGGAAGACCACUUGGAUCAAAUAAUAUGGUUAUGAAAAUAAACAAAAAACUUAAUAAUUUACAAAUUUCAAGCAUUGUAAAUGUUAAUCAAGUUAUUGAAGACGAUGAACAAGUUUUACCUGUAUCUCAAAAUGAUGCAGUUUUUUCAUUGGAGCAAAUAAACAAUCACUAUGUACAUGUUUUCCUUGAUCAUGAUUAUUUUGUAAAAGAGUUAGUUUAAACUCAAGACUAAAAGAAGGAAACACUGUAAUAUUUAGUUUUAUAGUCAAUGGUGUUUAUUUGUGGAGAAUUAUAUAAAAAUAAUGUCUUAUUUAAUUUUUUCUUUUAUAACCUUAAAAAUUAUUUUGUGAAUAUUUUAUUGAAAAACUUGUUUGUUUAUUCU
Molecule: messenger RNA, 1239 nt
Organism: Hydra vulgaris (swiftwater hydra)
Lineage: Eukaryota; Metazoa; Cnidaria; Hydrozoa; Anthoathecata; Hydridae
Source: RefSeq, a predicted model, not a curated record